AUGACCCCCCCCCCUUUCCAUCCCGCCCCUGCUUGUGAAUGUUCUGUUCUGUUGAGCAGAUAUUCUCCGCUGUUGUGUUUUGACGUGCCCGACAUGGACCAUGCCGUCCAGCGAGCUUUAGGGAUGGGGGGCCACCUGGACGGGCCGAUAAAGUACCCGGCGCACGGAGCGGUGGCGUCGAUCCGAAGCCCCGACGGGCACAUGGUUGGCCUGUUUCAGCCGGAUGACCAGGAGGGCUUGUGA
Molecule: messenger RNA, 243 nt
Organism: Ectocarpus siliculosus
Lineage: Eukaryota; Phaeophyceae; Ectocarpales; Ectocarpaceae
Source: the annotation of a GenBank genome assembly